GUUUUAAGGCUUCGAAGAGCUUUGUCAAACACCACCCCUCAAAGAAAAAAAAAAGAGAGAGAGAGACAUACUUCUGUCCGAAGAUCAUAUGGCGUUCUCGAAUGCUCAGCAGCUGGCCUUCAUUUUUGGCCUCUUAGGCAACAUCGUGUCCUUUUUGGUGUUCUUGGCACCAAUACCGACUUUUUACACGAUCUACAAGAAGAAGUCGUCGGACGGGUAUCAGUCAAUACCUUAUGUGGUGGCGCUUUCGAGUGCAUCGUUGCUCUUGUACUAUGGAGUCCUCAAGACCAACGCCACUAUGAUCAUCAGCAUCAAUGCCCUUGGCAUCGUCAUUGAACUCGCCUAUCUUCUUAUCUUCUUGAUCUAUGCCUCCACCAAAGAGAAGAUGUACACGGCGAGGUUGCUGUUGCUGUUCAAUGUAGGAGGUUUCGGAGUGAUGAUGGCGCUGACCAUCUUUCUUCUCAAGGGUCGGCAGCGUGUCAAUGCCGUCGGAUGGAUCUGUGCUGCCUUCAGUCUCGCCGUGUUCACCGCGCCUUUGAGCAUCAUGAGGAGGGUGAUAAAGACCAAAAGUGUGGAGUUCAUGCCAUUCGCUCUCUCCUUCUUCCUGACCCUCUGUGCCACCACCUGGUUCUUCUAUGGACUCUUCGUCAAGGACAUGUUCAUUGCUCUGCCAAAUACACUGGGAUUCUUGCUUGGCAUCGCUCAGAUGAUCCUCUACAUGAUAUACAAAGAUGGGAAAACGAAAAUGACAGAGACAAAAGAGAGGAGCAAUCAACAAGAGGUGUCUCUAGACAUGAAGAAGCUGACGCCCAUCCACAGCGCGAAGCUGUACCCAACUUCACAGCCCCAACCCCAAGUCACAGAAGUGGACAUCCUUCCCACUGGCAAACCAGCCGAACCAGACAACAACGUUUGAUGAAUCCUUGUCUCUUGGGGUCUUGGAAACUAUGGAGGGAUGACAUUCUUUUGCAUUUUAUUUGAAUUUUAUUGCAUUAAGGGUGUUAAUGUUACUUUUGUAUGAGAGACACGAUAGAUGGGCACCAAAGGGAAUGAACAAAUACUGUAUUGAACA
This is a messenger RNA of Rhodamnia argentea, 1072 nucleotides long. RefSeq names its product bidirectional sugar transporter SWEET9-like. Gene Ontology annotation, biological process: carbohydrate transport. Gene Ontology annotation, molecular function: sugar transmembrane transporter activity. Gene Ontology annotation, cellular component: membrane. The record is from RefSeq and is a predicted model, not a curated record. The transcript is spliced from 7 exons. The coding region runs from base 89 to 916 and encodes 275 amino acids. Lineage: Eukaryota; Viridiplantae; Streptophyta; Magnoliopsida; Myrtales; Myrtaceae.